UACACAAUAGAAAAAUGUGAUUAUUUAUGAUGGUGGAUCAUUUAUUUAGUUUCUGGCCGUUGGUUCCUUAUGUUGCCUGAACAUCCUAGACUAAUAAAAUGAAACUCCGAGUGCAGCUGCAGUGCAAGAACCUUCAUGAAUAUCUGCGAGAACUGAGUCCCGACAUCCUCGACCGACUGUACAACCACCCAGCAACAUGUCUCGCUGUUUACAGGGAGCUUCCAGCUCUGGCCAAGAAUUAUGUGAUGCGCAUGCUGUUCUUGGAUCACCCACUCCCACAGGCAGCUGUGGCUUUAUGGGUCAAAAAGGACAGCCAGAAGGAUCAUGACCAGUGUGUGUCUGUGCUGACCGGGCUCCGACUGUGGCACAACCAGCAGCUGCAGGGAGGCCUGCAUGGCAUCGUGCUCAACCCGGUAUUUAAGGACAACCUGAGGAUAGCGCUGCUCGGCGGGGGUAAGCCGUGGGCGGACGACGUCAGCAGUCUCGGGCCUGACCGCCACGCCCGCGACGUAGAGAGUCUGGACCGGUACGCCAUGGAGCGCUGGGAGGUGAUCCUGCACUUUAUGGUGGGCUCACCGAGCGCUGCUGUCAGCCAGGACCUGGCUCAGCUCCUCAUCCAGGCCGGUCUCAUGAAGAGCGAGGCUGGAGAAGCGCCGUGCAUCACGUCAGCUGGAUUUCAGUUUCUGCUGCUUGAUACGGCCUCUCAGCUGUGGUACUUUACCCUGCAGUACCUCAAAACAGUACAGUCAAGGGGGAUGGACCUGGUUGAGAUUCUUUCCUUCCUGUUCCAGCUGAGUUUCUCCACUCUCGGCAGGGAUUAUUCAGUGGAGGGCAUGAGUGAGUCUCUGCUGACGUUUCUGCAGCACCUACGAGAGUUUGGCCUGGUUUUCCAGAGAAAGAGGAAGUCCAGAAGGUACUACCCCACUAGACUGGCUAUAACUCUGGCUGCUGGUGUCACUGCCAACCCUACCUCCUCCUCCUCCACUGCCAUGACUGGCACACCAGGAACCGGAGACACUGGUUUCAUCGUGGUAGAAACAAACUAUCGUGUCUAUGCUUAUACAAACUCGGAGCUGCAGAUUGCUCUGGUCGCUCUGUUCAGCGAGAUGCUCUAUCGGUUUCCGAAUGUGGUCGUGGCUCAUGUCACCAGAGAGUCUGUACAGCAGGCUAUUGCUAACGGCAUCACCGCACAACAGAUCAUCCACUUCAUGAGGACCAGAGCACAUCCUGUUAUGCUUAAAGGGAAUCCAGUACUUCCUCCAACCAUCACCGAUCAGAUCAGACUUUGGGAACUGGAAAAAGACCGGCUCCAGUUUACAGAGGGUGUAUUGUAUAACCAGUUCCUGUCACAGGCUGAUUUUGAGGUUCUGCGGGAUAGAGCUCAGGGCUUGGGAGUGUUGGUGUGGCAGAACGUAGCUCACAGAGUCAUGGUGGUGUCGCCACACGGGCACAGUGAGGUUAAGAGGUUCUGGAAGAGACAGAAGAGUCACACGUAGAACACGGAGACUAUGUUAUCAUAGCACACCAUGGCACAGCCAUAUAAAAUACUGUAAUACUGAGCGGAAAGCUUUACAUUUGCAUUUUUUCUGCGUCAACUUCUAAUGUCAACUUUUUCAUCCAUAAUAAAAUGUUUUGUUUGAGUGUA
Molecule: messenger RNA, 1645 nt
Organism: Trichomycterus rosablanca
Lineage: Eukaryota; Metazoa; Chordata; Actinopteri; Siluriformes; Trichomycteridae
Gene: gtf2h4
Product: general transcription factor IIH, polypeptide 4
Exons: 14
Coding region: 99-1496 (465 amino acids)
Biological process (GO): nucleotide-excision repair
Cellular component (GO): transcription factor TFIIH holo complex; transcription factor TFIIH core complex
Molecular function (GO): double-stranded DNA binding; ATPase activator activity
Source: RefSeq, a predicted model, not a curated record